Lytechinus variegatus (green sea urchin) is the source of this 3097-nucleotide messenger RNA. RefSeq lists its product as uncharacterized. Gene Ontology annotation, cellular component: cytoplasm; cytoplasmic dynein complex. The record is from RefSeq and is a predicted model, not a curated record. The coding region runs from base 101 to 1087 and encodes 328 amino acids. Gene Ontology annotation, biological process: microtubule-based movement. The transcript has 2 exons. Gene Ontology annotation, molecular function: dynein intermediate chain binding. Lineage: Eukaryota; Metazoa; Echinodermata; Echinoidea; Temnopleuroida; Toxopneustidae.
GUCAGUUUGGUUGUUUGUCGAGCAGCUACACAAACUCGGGGAGGUCUCAUAUCUGGGUGAUAUUUCACUGCUUUGUGCUGAAGAUCAUGCUACUCAAGGAAUGGCAACACCAAGUUACAGUAAGGUAAUGCAGUCAAGGAAGCUGUGGGAUGGUAGUCGUGGUACCACCCUACCUCCUGUAGCUCCAACAUCCAAGAAACCUGAGGGUAGACCUAGACCAGGUCUUCAUCAAGUCCAACCUCCAGGACAGUCCAAACAAAGGGGUAUCCACAAUCGAGGGGGGUUGGAGCUGCCAAACAGUGGCAGACGUAGAUCAAUGUCUUUUGAUGAUGCAUAUUUCCAGAAAGCAUUUGCAGCACAGGGGCAGUCUCAUCGCAACUUUGAGGUGUCACGUCCAAGAGCCGAGACAAAUGCCUCAAGACAGAAUCCUUCAGGUAACAACAGUGCCAUCAAAGAGUGGGAUAAUUGGUCAGACAAUGGUCAUAUCCAUGGCCGCAAAGGGACAUCAGCUCUGUCCCUCCCGGGCUUUAACAGCCACAGGGAUCUUCAAGGAGAGGUUCGCAUUCGCCAUCCAGUGAUGUCCAUGUACAAGCGCAGUACAUACCCCUAUCACACAGACUCUUCCAGUAGCCUGAUCGCACCAAGCUCAGACUACUAUUUUGGGUACAAGGGUAGGAGCAGACACUGCCAUCAGUUCUUGGAAGAAAUGGAAGUGAAGCAUGAGAAUACGUAUCGUAUGGAUCCUAGGAACAACUUCCAUCAGGUGGAGGGAACUAUCCGCAGGAUGAUGGAAGACUACUUGGAGAGCACCCUUGACAGUCUCUCUGCAAACUCAUCAGCUACUGCAGAAGAAGCUGCUCAUGCUGCCAAAGGGUUGGUAGAGUCUAUCAAACACCAGGUGAAACUGCAGCGAUUGGCACGCUACAAGAUCAUCUCACUGGCAACGAUAUGCCUAAAAUCUGGACAGGAUUUGGUCAGUUCAAGCCGCUGUGUCUGGGACACCAAGACAGAUGGGUUUCUGUCUGUGACAAAACAAAACAAGGAUUGGUUUGGUGAAGUAACAGUUUAUGCAGUAUACCAUGAAUAAAAAAAAAUUUCAGCUUUAAGAGAUGCUCUACUAAUAUAGACGUUUCGCCUAUAUUGGUAAAUCUGUGUCAAUCUGAUUUAGCCUAACUUGAAUUGAAUUGUUCUCACAUGUAAACCCUUCAAAAACAGUUUCCAACUCAAGUUUGAGCGGUAAUACAUUUCUUAGUGUGCCAUCAUCAUAUGUAAAGGUGGUAUCAUUGGAAAGCAUGAAUAUUUUUCUUUACAAUCAUGUGUCAUUUAUAAUGCUAUGUUAUAGAAUGUGCAGACAUGAUGAUAAAUAUGCAGUAAUGUAAAAAAUGAAAUGUUGCAAAAUUCAGACUUUCCAAUAUCGAAUUUCCAAUUGUUUCUAGGAUGGACUGCGUUUGAAUGAUGUUGAUGUACUGAUGCCUGAAAAUCAACACAUUGUGUGUUCUUAUUUGCGUAAUGGAUUGAAUGUGUUUGGAAUGAUGUUGAACCUUGUCAGUUUUUGGAUGUUGAAUUUAAAUCUUUAGCCUUCAACAAUGACCACGCGAAUAGCAUUCAAGCACAUUUUAUUCAUUAAAAAAGCACCAUGCACCACUGACACUUUUGUAAAACAUUCACCGUUACCCACCCACAUGGUCUAAAUUCUAUAGAAAUGGAGACUCCACUUAGAAAACAAUGUAUUUUGCAACACUUCACUUCUGGCUUUUCCCUAUAUCCAGGGUAACUACACAUUCCAUGAUAACAUAAAUCACAGCAGAUGGUAUUUUAUUGUAAAGAGGAAUAAUGAAGAUUUUCAAUGAUACUGGUUUCAUCUUUUAUACUACAAUAACUAUAAAAAUGUAUCAUCCCUCAAAGUUGAGUUGCAGAGCUUUCUUUUGAGGGGUUUACAUGAUUCAAUUGUCCAACACUUGAUUUUGAGAUCUAGAUUUUACCUACAAAAUAUUGCAUGUUUUUUUACAAUAUCAUGUGUACAUCUAGGUCUAUCGUGCACUAAAAAUAUGAAAUGUAAUAUUGAGAUCUGAUUUCAAGCGUAUCAAAAUUACUUGGAGGUCAGUUUACUGUUCACUUUAUCAGUACAAGAAUUGGUAUAUUUACGAUGUGUAGUUUUUGAACUUACACUUUAAACUUUACUCUGCAUAUAGCAGCAGUGUCGACUUAAAGACGAAUAAGAUUUCAGUAUUUUCAAAGAAAUGUCACAGGACAACACAUCUAACUGAAAAUUGAGAAAUUGGUAUUGAGCUCGAAACCAUCAGUAUUCUCAUUAUGUAGUACUAAAUACUGAAAAUCAGUACUACUUGGUAGCUCUACUAGCCAUUAUUGUAGUAACUGCCAUUGCAUGACAACUUGCCAAUGAUUAUUUCCUCCAGCAAAAUAAAGGGAAUAUUUAAAAUAUGACAGGAGAAAUAGAAUUUGUCCAUCCACCCAAGCAUUCGUUUUUCGUGUGCCUGAAAAUGAAUGAAUUCAUUACUAUAAUUUGCAGCAUUUUUUGAUGCAAUGUUUUCACUGCAUGCAAGAUGUGAAUGACGGUAUAUUGCAUUACAUAUUCGUGAAGAACAAAGAAAUAAGGAUCACAUUCCACACAGGAUUCAUUUAAGCAAAAAGAAAAUGAUCAAUUUGCCUUUAUUCUGAGAUAUUUACACUAUAUGUUGUCGUAAGUAUCAAACAAUCUUUCAGAUACCAACAAAUGUACAUUUCUCAAAUUAGUCAUUUCAAAUACUGGGUAAAAGAAAAGUACACAUACUUGGACUAAUUUUCAGAAUGCAUAUUGUUAAAUUCCUUGUCUUUGAGAUUUCAGCUCUUUAUCCAUAAAUUAUGAAUAUAAUAAACGUAGGAACUAGAUAUCUGACAACUUUAGUAAAAUUCUUGCUUUUUAAUUCUUUGUAUUAAACUAUGAUUAAUAAGAAAAUGUGAUAAGGACUGUAUCUAAUACAUGUACUUUUACAAAUUGAAAUUAUAUUCUCACAAUUAACAGGAAAAAAAUGGGGGGGGGGGGUGACAUCCCUGUUUUUGCAUGUGUACAACAAAUAAAUGAAGUACACUAGAUACA